Messenger RNA from Balaenoptera ricei (Rice's whale), 3163 nucleotides. RefSeq names its product polypeptide N-acetylgalactosaminyltransferase 17 (gene GALNT17). Lineage: Eukaryota; Metazoa; Chordata; Mammalia; Artiodactyla; Balaenopteridae. Gene Ontology annotation, cellular component: Golgi apparatus. The record is from RefSeq and is a predicted model, not a curated record. Bases 1 to 1797 code for a protein of 598 amino acids. The transcript is spliced from 11 exons.
AUGGCUUCACUGAGAAGAGUCAAAGUGCUGUUGGUGUUGAACUUGAUUGCGGUGGCCGGCUUCGUGCUCUUCCUGGCCAAGUGCCGGCCCAUCUCGGUGCGCAGCGGAGAUGCCUUCCACGAGAUUCGGCCGCGCGCCGAGGCGGCCAACCUCAGCGCGCACAGCGCCAGCCCCAUACAGGAUGCGGUCCUGAAGCGCCUCUCUCUGCUCGAGGACAUUGUCUACCGGCAACUGAAUGGUUUAUCGAAAUCCCUUGGGCUCAUUGAAGGUUAUGGUGGGCGGGGCAAAGGGGGCCUUCCUGCUACCCUUUCCCCGGCUGAAGAAGAGAAAGCCAAGGGACCCCAUGAGAAGUAUGGCUACAAUUCCUACCUCAGUGAAAAAAUUUCACUGGAUCGUUCCAUUCCGGAUUAUCGUCCCACCAAGUGUAAGGAGCUGAAGUACUCCAAGGAGCUGCCCCAGAUAUCCAUCAUAUUUAUCUUCGUGAACGAGGCCCUGUCGGUGAUCCUGCGGUCAGUUCACAGCGCGGUCAAUCACACACCGACCCACCUGCUGAAGGAAAUCAUCCUGGUGGAUGACAAUAGUGAUGAAGAGGAGCUGAAGGCCCCUUUGGAGGAUUAUGUCCACAAACGCUACCCUGGGCUGGUGAAGGUGGUGAGAAAUCGAAAAAGAGAGGGCCUGAUCCGAGCUCGCAUCGAGGGUUGGAAGGUGGCCACCGGCCAGGUCACCGGCUUCUUUGAUGCCCACGUGGAGUUCACCGCUGGCUGGGCCGAGCCGGUUCUCUCGCGGAUACAGGAGAACCGGAAGCGGGUGAUCCUCCCCUCCAUCGACAACAUCAAACAGGACACCUUCGAGGUGCAGCGAUAUGAGAACUCGGCCCACGGGUACAGCUGGGAGCUGUGGUGCAUGUACAUCAGCCCCCCGAAAGACUGGUGGGACGCCGGAGACCCUUCCCUUCCCAUCAGAACACCAGCCAUGAUUGGCUGCUCGUUUGUGGUCAACAGGAAGUUCUUUGGUGAAAUUGGUCUUCUGGACCCUGGGAUGGACGUGUACGGAGGAGAAAAUAUCGAACUUGGAAUCAAGGUGUGGCUGUGCGGGGGCAGCAUGGAGGUCCUGCCUUGCUCACGGGUGGCCCACAUCGAGCGGAAGAAGAAGCCAUACAACAGCAACAUCGGCUUCUACACCAAGAGGAAUGCUCUCCGGGUUGCCGAGGUCUGGAUGGACGAUUACAAGUCUCACGUGUACAUAGCGUGGAAUCUGCCACUGGAGAAUCCAGGAAUUGACAUAGGCGAUGUCUCAGAAAGAAAAGCCUUGAGGAAGAGUUUAAAGUGUAAGAAUUUCCAGUGGUACCUGGACCACGUCUACCCAGAAAUGAGAAGAUACAAUAACACCAUUGCCUACGGGGAGCUUCGCAACAGCAAGGCAAAAGACGUCUGCUUGGACCAGGGGCCGCUGGAGAACCACACAGCAAUACUGUACCCGUGCCAUGGCUGGGGACCCCAGCUGGCCCGCUACACCAAGGAGGGCUUCCUGCACCUGGGAGCCCUGGGGACCACCACGCUCCUCCCUGACACCCGCUGCCUGGUGGACAACUCCAGGAGUCGUCUGCCCCAGCUCCUGGACUGCGACAAGGUCAAGGGCAGCCUGUACAAGCGCUGGAACUUCAUCCAGAAUGGCGCUGUCAUGAACAAGGGCACGGGGCGCUGCCUGGAGGUGGAGAGCCGAGGCCUGGCUGGCAUCGACCUCAUCCUCCGCAGCUGCACGGGGCAGAGGUGGACGAUUAAGAACUUCAUCAAGUAGUGGGAGGAGCUGGGGCCCUCGGAGCCUGGCCCCCGGGGCAGGGUCUGCGUCCUCUGGACCAGCCACGCUGGGAGAGAAACAGCAAGCAGUCGGCAGGUGCUCAGUGGGCCUCCCGGGGCUUCCCCAGGGCAGCCUGGGGCCCAGAUGGAGACACUGCCUCUCCAUCAGGCAUCCAGCUGCCUGAGGCUCAUGCCCCCUGGCAGAGCUCCCUGACCCUUCUCUGGGAGCACGGGAGCCGUGUAUCCUGCAGCCUGGAUGUGGACCUGGUACCGAGGAGUGACACGUCACAUCUCCUGCUCGUCUUCCCAUCCACUUGCAGGACUGGGGCUGGCGGGGGCCCCUCCUUUUUCCCAUCUCUCGUAGCAGCAGCAGCAGCUUCUGAAUUCCACCCGAGCCCUCAACAGCGUGGAGGGGGGUGGUGCUGGGCCACAGUCUAGCUCCCCCUCCUCUGCGGAGGCAGCGAGGCCCUGAGACUCCGUGUCCCCCGGGUUGCUUCUGCCCAGAUGCCUGUUCACAGCCCAAGAUCGCCACCCCCCAAACCUUUCCAGCGGGUGGCCUUGGACUCUUCUGGACCCCACCCCCGAGAUGACCUGGAAGGAGCUGACGCUUCCACGGUCACCUGGGCACCAGGAUCCUAUGUGCCUGGACCAGCUCUUCCACCUGUGUCGUCAACAGGGAGCCAGAGAGCACGUGGGGUGGUCUCAGCUGUGAGGGCCCCCCAAGGCUGCAGCCGGGCCCAUUCUGCUCUGCCUGCCCAGGGGCCGGGGAACCCGGCCUCACAGUGGCUACCGCAGCAAGCAGCCCCCAUCUGGAGCUUAAGGACUGACGUCAGCACAGCACAGGGGGCCGGGACCCUGGAGGACGCUCUCGUGUCUCCCUGUGCUCUGCCAGCUGGCAGGGAAGAAGGCAGUCGAGUCCCCUCUGAAGAGUAAUAACUUUUUGCUGAUUGCCCUCUGGUUAGGGUGCACUUAUAGAUCAGAGUUAAUAUAUGGACGAGUGUGCAUGCGUAUGAGGGUGUGUGCCUGGGGGGGCGAGUGCGUGGCGCGUGUGUCUGGGCGUGUGCGUCUGAGUGCACGGUAGAGCAGACGUAGAGGUGUGGCCUUGGACUUGUCGCAUUACUGCCAGCCCAGACCAGGUCAAGGAUGCUGAGAAGCUUGCGGGGGGCAGGCUGGCCAGGAGGACAUGGCUGGGCUGGCGCCCCAGAUGGAAGGCCGCCCUCCUGCCAGUUCCCGUCUGUCUCCCUCAUGCUGUCCGGCCAAGCCCUGCCCAGAACCAAAGCCCGUACCUGCCCAGUGUGGGGUUCACAGUGUCUCAUUUGGUGACAUCUUACUGGUGAUCAUCUCCCCCUUUGUGAAAUAAAUACAUA